This is a messenger RNA of Blastomyces dermatitidis ER-3, 228 nucleotides long. RefSeq lists its product as uncharacterized. The transcript has 2 exons. The record is from RefSeq and is a predicted model, not a curated record. Lineage: Eukaryota; Fungi; Ascomycota; Eurotiomycetes; Onygenales; Ajellomycetaceae. The coding region runs from base 1 to 228 and encodes 75 amino acids.
AUGUACAUGCAAAAUGUAUAUACUGAUAUGAAAAUAACAGAGAAUCAGCAGUUCUUCACCUCUGUCAAUACAGAGAAGAAUGAGAAGGAGAAGAGAAAUAAGAAGAAGCAGACUGUCAGUGUGAAGCUGAAUCAGGUGACUCAGCUGUUCAGUUCAGUUAAAAAGAAACAGAUGACAUUUGUAACUCUGAAGAAUGAAGAGAAGAAUGAUAAAUUAGUAUCAAAUUGA